This is a messenger RNA of Carya illinoinensis, 1490 nucleotides long. RefSeq lists its product as uncharacterized. NCBI's taxonomy places the organism in Eukaryota, Viridiplantae, Streptophyta, Magnoliopsida, Fagales, Juglandaceae. The record is from RefSeq and is a predicted model, not a curated record. The transcript is spliced from 2 exons. Bases 320 to 1462 code for a protein of 380 amino acids.
GAAGAGUUAGUUAGUUAGUUAGUUAGUUAGUCAUUUUACUUUCUUUCUGCACUUAUAUAAACAGAGUUUCAUUUUGUAAUCAUUCAAUUCAGUCAAUACAAGUCUCAGUUUCAAGUUUUCUCUCUUGUCUCGAGUUCAUGAUAUUGAUUUCAUCUGAAACUUAACAUGGUAUCAGAUUGAAAAUACUCUUGCUUCCGCAAUCCUUGUAUCAGAUUUCAUCUCAAAUUUCACUUCCUGAUAUGAUUACAAACAUCUUCAUCCCGAAAUCUUUGUAAUCUCUAAAUCAUAAUUUUCUUGCAUUUCUUGGAAAUUUCCAAGAAUGAAUUCUGAUGAUGAUGUAUCUGUUCAUUCUUCUCAUCUUCGUCAAAAUCCUUCGGAUGAUUCCUCUAGUCCAUAUUACUUGCAUCCAAGUGAUAAUCCUGGUGCAUUGCUGGUUUCAGAAAUAUUUGUUGGCAAUAAUUACAUUGCCUGGAGUCGAGCUAUCAUCAUUGCCUUAACUGUCAAGAACAAAGCUGCGUUUAUUGAUGGAUCAAUCCUUGCUCCUCCUGCUGAUCAACGUGUUCUCCACACUGCUUGGCUUAGAGCCAAUAAUCUGGUACUUUCUUGGCUUAUGAACUCCAUAUCGAAAGAAAUCAGAAGUAGUCUUCUUUAUGUUGCUUCUGCUGUCGAUUUAUGGAAUGAAUUGAAAACCAGAUAUUUGAGAAGUGAUGGUCCUAGAGUUUUUCAUCUUGAAAAAUCUCUCAGUUCCAUCACUCAAGGCUCUUUAACAAUUACGGAGUACUUCAGUUCAUUUAAGACACUUUGGGAUGAAUAUCUCAACUACAGACCCUUUCCUACUUGUAGCUGUGGAAAGAUGGCUUCAUGCACCUGCAACCUAUUUGAUUUUCUUCUUAUGAGACAACAGUCUGAUUAUGUUUUAAAGUUUUUAGUUGGUCUCAAUGACUCUUAUGCCUCAAUAAGGAGUCAAUUACUUCUCUGUUCUCCAUUGCCAAGCAUGGCAAAGGUAUUUUCUUUGCUGAUUCAAGAAGAAAGUCAGAGAGAGUUGAAUAAUUCUGUUGAUCAUGAAACUCAUGCUCUGUUGGUCAAACAAGUUAAUCACCAGCCUAAGUUCUUGAAAGAAAAGUCAAAGAGGUCCUCUCUAUACUGUACUCACUAUGGGUACAAUGGACACACUGUGGAGAAGUGUUUCCAGUUGCAUGGAUACCCCCCUGGUUGGACUGGACCCAAAGGCAAGCGAUAUUCACCUACUGUAAAUGCAGCUAUCUCAAAUGAAGAGGUCUAUAUUACCAACAGCAAUGAGAACCAAAAGUUUUCUUUAACUCAUGAGGAAUUUACCAAGCUUUUAGCACUUGCUAAUUCAAAUCCUUCACUGCCUCAAACAAACCUCACACCAGCUGUGAAUCUUGCCACUUCUCAUUUCUCUGGACCAAUCAGCAAAGAGGAUGAUUGGGAUUGCUCAUGAAAAACAUGGACUUUACCACUUCAAACAA